Drosophila willistoni is the source of this 418-nucleotide messenger RNA. RefSeq lists its product as uncharacterized. The record is from RefSeq and is a predicted model, not a curated record. Lineage: Eukaryota; Metazoa; Arthropoda; Insecta; Diptera; Drosophilidae. Gene Ontology annotation, molecular function: chitin binding. Bases 16 to 315 code for a protein of 99 amino acids. The transcript has a single exon.
ACUCAAGUGGUCAAAAUGAAACUGCAACUCGCUCUCUGUUUUGUGCUCUCGGUUGUAGCCUACAAUCUUGUCCAUGCCUACGAUAAGGAUGGUCAACCGGGCUGCAAAACCCAAGAGGAAUUGGAUAUUGGAACCUUCCGGGACAAUUGGGAUCCCACAUCGUACUGGAAAUGCGAGGUACUCAACGAGGCUGCCUCCAGAAUCAAGUGUCCCAGUGAGAUGGGCUAUUUGGAUAGCGUAAAGGAAUGCGUCGACUGGGAGAGUUGGAAUUGGGAGGAGCCCGUAGAGCCCAUAAGCGAGCCGGAAGACGAAUAAACAUAUUAUUCAAUGAGUGAUGACAUUUUUAAUAGUCAUUAAAUUUGAAAAAAAAGAUUAAAAAAUAUAAGAACUCCGCCAGACGGCAACUUAAGCAACAAAA